Molecule: messenger RNA, 4143 nt
Organism: Penicilliopsis zonata CBS 506.65
Lineage: Eukaryota; Fungi; Ascomycota; Eurotiomycetes; Eurotiales; Aspergillaceae
Exons: 2
Coding region: 1-4143 (1380 amino acids)
Biological process (GO): transmembrane transport
Cellular component (GO): membrane
Molecular function (GO): ATP binding; ATP hydrolysis activity; ABC-type transporter activity
Source: RefSeq, a predicted model, not a curated record
AUGACGGCCGGCGAAGAGGCGAAAACACCCAUGGCUGCUGAGCCCAAGGACGAGCAGCAGGCGCCAGUUGCUGAGAAUGAGAUGGUUCUGGAGGAGCCCUCUGAGAGGAACUCCAUCUCAGGCACGACCGUGACCGCGGGAUGGAAUCGGGCAAGGGAGACCGCUGCGAGUACGCCCGGCGGACAGGCCACCGUUUCAGAGUCAUCUGGUGAUGAGGAUGCCAUUUAUGCUCAUCUUCCGCCGAGCGAGAAGGAGAUCCUUAAGAAGCAGCUUGACAUCCCCUCAGUCAAGGUGUCUUUCUCCGGCCUCUAUCGCUACGCGUCCCGAACCGACUUGACCAUCAUUUCUGUCAGCGCAAUCUGCUCCAUUGCGGCUGGCGCAGCGUUGCCAUUGUUUACUAUCCUCUUCGGUAAUUUGGCUUCUGCCUUUCAAGGGAUUGUUCUGGGAACUAUCCCUUAUAAUGAGUUCGAGCACAAGUUGACGCACAAUGUUUUGUAUUUUAUAUAUCUUGGCAUCGCGGAAUUUGUGACGGUGUAUAUCAGCAUGGUAGGCUUCAUCUACACGGGCGAACACGUCACGCAGAAAAUCCGCGAGCACUAUUUGCAGGCCACCUUGAGACAGAACAUCGCCUACUUUGACAAGCUAGGCGCCGGCGAGAUCACCACCCGAAUCACGGCCGAUACAAAUCUCAUCCAGGAUGGUAUCUCUGAAAAGGUCGGCCUGACGUUGACUGCUGUUGCUACCUUCAUCACCGCCUUCAUCGUCGCUUACGUCAAGUACUGGAAACUGGCCCUCAUCUGUUCCUCGACCAUCGUCGCACUGAUCACCAUCAUGGCUGGCUGCUCGCGAUUCAUUGUCAAGUUCAGCAAGCAGUCUCUGGUCAGCUACGGCGCCGGGGGAACUGUCGCAGAGGAGGUCAUUAGUUCGAUCCGGAAUGCAACCGCUUUUGGGACUCAGGACAAAUUGGCUCGGCAGUUCGAGACGCACCUGGCAGAGGCAGAGAAAUGGGGCACAAAACUACAGAUUAUUCUUGGCAUGAUGAUCGGAUCAAUGUUCGGCAUCAUGUUCUUGAACUACGGCCUUGGAUUUUGGAUGGGCUCACGGUUUUUGGUAGAUGGCGAGGUCAAUGUCGGUGAUAUCCUGACGGUCCUGAUGUCUAUCCUGAUCGGCUCCUUCAGCCUGGGCAACGUCAGCCCGAACGCCCAGGCAUUUACCAAUUCGUUGGCCGCAGCGGUCAAGAUCUACGGCACCAUCGAUCGUGCCUCGCCCCUGGACCCGACCUCGGACGAAGGAGUGAAGCUCGACCAUAUCGACGGUACCAUCGAGCUCCAGGCCAUCAAACACAUCUAUCCUUCGCGACCUGAAGUUACUGUGAUGGACAACGUCUCCCUGAUGAUCCCUGCGGGAAAGACCACCGCCUUGGUUGGACCUUCUGGAUCGGGAAAGAGUACGAUUGUUGGGCUUGUCGAGCGUUUCUACACCCCUGUGAGCGGGUCUGUCCUACUUGACGGUCACGACAUCCAGGGACUGAACCUCCGUUGGUUGCGCCAGCAAAUCUCUUUGGUCAGCCAAGAGCCUGUUCUUUUCGGCACGACUAUCUUUGAGAACAUUCGUCAUGGUUUGAUCGGCACCCAGUAUGAGAACAGCUCGGGAGAAAUUGUCAAAGAGCUGAUCGAGAACGCUGCGAAGAUGGCAAAUGCCCAUGAUUUCAUCACCAGUCUGCCCGACGGGUACGAGACCAAUGUAGGCCAGCGAGGCUUUCUACUCUCCGGUGGCCAGAAACAGCGGAUUGCCAUUGCACGCGCAGUGGUCAGUGAUCCCAAGAUUCUCCUCCUUGACGAAGCCACCUCUGCAUUGGACACCAAGUCCGAGGAAGUCGUGCAAGCCGCUCUGGACAAGGCCGCGGAAGGUCGCACCACCAUCGUCAUUGCUCAUCGUUUGUCUACCAUCAAAUCCGCUCACAAUAUCGUGGUCCUUGUCGAGGGUCGGAUUACAGAGCAGGGCACGCAUGACGAGCUGGUGGACAACAAGGGUACAUACUUCAAACUCGUCGAGGCGCAGCGCAUCAACGAAGUGAAGGAAUCCGAAGAUCUGGAGGUGGAUGAGUCCGAGAGCGAAGAUGACACCGGGUUGACCAAGGAGCAGCUUGCACGGAUUCGAUCCACCGGCAGCGGCCCCCAAUCUGCGGAACUGGCUGAUGAGAAGCUGGUGGAGGACAACCUGGUUCGACGGACGGACACUAAAAAGUCGGUCUCGAGUGUCGUUCUCGCUAAGAAAGGCCCCGAGGCUCUUCGGAAAUACUCUCUCUGGACUCUCAUCAAGUUCAUUGCCUCGUUCAAUCGCCCAGAACUCCCGUUCAUGCUGGUCGGUUUGUUCUUCUCAAUCCUUGCUGGCGGCGGCCAGCCCACCCAGGCUGUGCUCUAUGCCAAGGCGAUUACCGCACUGUCCCUGCCCGCGACCGAGUACGCGAAGCUUAGACACGAUGCAAACUUCUGGUCUCUCAUGUUCCUCGUCGUGGGAAUCGUGCAGUUCUUCAAUUUCGCCAUCCACGGCACUGCCUUUGCCCUGAGCUCGGAGCGUCUGAUUCGCCGCGCCAGAAGCCAGGCCUUCCGAUCCAUGUUGCGUCAAGAUAUCUCCUUCUUCGACCGAGAGGAAAACAGCACCGGUGCCCUGACAUCUUUUCUUUCCACCGAAACGAAGCAUCUGUCUGGCGUCAGUGGAGCCACCCUUGGAACGAUCCUCAUGACCAGUACCACACUAGGUGCUGCUUUGAUCAUCUCUCUAUCCAUUGGCUGGAAGCUGGCUCUGGUCUGCACUUCUGUGGUCCCGGUUCUACUCGCCUGUGGUUUCUUCCGAUUCUGGAUGCUUGCUCAAUUCCAAGGCCGGUCCAAGGCUGCGUACGAGGCGUCUGCCAGCUAUGCCUGCGAGGCCACCUCGGCGAUUCGGACAGUAGCCUCCCUCACCCGGGAGCACGAUGUCUGGGAAGCUUACCACAUCCAGCUGGCAGGGCAACAGAGAAAGAGUUUGGUCUCGGUUAUCAAAUCAUCGCUGCUCUAUGCCGCUUCGCAGGCUCUGGUUUUCUUCUGCAUUGCGCUUGGGUUCUGGUACGGCGGAACGCUUUUGGGUCGUCAUGAGUAUUCCAUUUUCCGAUUCUUUGUGUGUUUCAGUGAGAUCAUUUUCGGUGCGCAAUCUGCCGGCACCGUCUUCUCAUUCUCCCCGGAUAUGGGUAAGGCAAAGAAUGCCGCGGCUGAAUUCAAGAAGCUGUUCGAUCGGAAGCCCACCAUCGACACGUGGUCCGAGGAUGGUGAAGUUCUUGAAUCCAUCGACGGUGCACUUGAAUUCAGAGAUGUGCAUUUUCGAUACCCGACCCGACCGGAGCAGCCUGUAUUGCGUGGCCUCAACUUGACCGUCAAACCUGGGCAGUAUAUCGCUCUCGUCGGCCCAAGUGGAUGUGGCAAGAGUACCACCAUUGCUCUCCUGGAGCGAUUCUACGAUGCUCUUUCUGGCGGCGUGUUUGUGGAUGGAAAGGACAUCACGCGGCUUAAUGUGAACUCCUACCGCAGUUAUCUGGCACUUGUCAGCCAAGAGCCGACUCUGUAUCAGGGUACUAUCAAGGACAACAUCUUGCUGGGAGUCCAGGCCGAUGACGUUCCUGAAGAGGCAAUCAUCAAGGCGUGCAAGGACGCCAACAUCUACGAUUUCAUCAUGUCUUUACCGUACGUUCCGUCCCCCUUCCCCCGGUACUUUAUAUCUGUUUUCCAUCUUCUUUCUAAUCAUCCUUCUAGUGAGGGAUUCAACACCGUUGUCGGUAGCAAGGGUGGCAUGCUUUCUGGUGGACAAAAGCAGCGAGUGGCGAUUGCUCGUGCCCUUCUCCGUGAUCCCAAGGUUCUCCUUCUGGACGAGGCCACCUCUGCCCUGGAUUCUGAAUCGGAGAAGGUGGUCCAGGCAGCCCUGGACGCGGCUGCCCGCGGCCGGACGACGAUUGCCGUGGCACACCGGUUGAGUACCAUCCAAAAGGCCGACAUUAUCUACGUUUUCGACCAAGGCAAGAUCGUCGAGAGCGGAACCCACCAUGAGCUGUUGCGCAACAAGGGCCGUUAUUACGAGCUGGUCAACCUUCAGAGCCUUGGCAAGACUCACUAA